This is a messenger RNA of Gregarina niphandrodes, 498 nucleotides long. Its product is annotated as phenolic acid decarboxylase. Lineage: Eukaryota; Apicomplexa; Conoidasida; Eugregarinorida; Gregarinidae. The transcript has a single exon. Bases 1 to 498 code for a protein of 165 amino acids. The record is from RefSeq and is a predicted model, not a curated record. Gene Ontology annotation, molecular function: carboxy-lyase activity.
AUGUUUGAUAAGUUCGAUCUGAGUGGCUUUGUUGGAAAGCAUCUAAUCUACACUUACGACAAUGGAUGGAAUUACGAAUUUUAUGUGAAGAAUGCGAGCACCUUGGAUUACCGUAUUCAUAGUGGAAUAGUGGGCAAUAGGUGGGUGAAAGAUCAGGUUGUUGACAUUGCGCGUGUUGGUCAAAGUAUCUACAAAAUUUCAUGGACGGAGCCCACUGGCACUGAUGUCAGCCUGAUAGCGAAUCUGGGUGAUAAACUAUUCCACGGUACGAUCUUUUUCCCCCGUUGGAUCAUCAACAACCCAGAGAAGACAGUGUGCUUCCAAAACGAUCAUAUUACCGAGAUGGAAACCUUACGCGAAGCCGGACCGGCAUACCCAACAGAAGUGAUCAAUGAGUUCGCCACAAUCACCUUUAUCCGCGACUGUGGCGAAGACAACGAUUCCGUGAUAACGUGUGCUGCAAAAGACCUGCCACCCAAUUAUCCCGCAAACCUCUAG